AUGGCCAUCACCAAAGCUUCUACCUGCUGCACCAAGGACGGUGCCGAGUGCAUCUGCGCGCAAAAAGCCACCUGCUCCUGCGGCAAGCAAUCCGCCCUCCAGUGCAACUGCGGCAAGGCAUCGUCAGAGAACACGGUGCAAGGACCUCGCUGCUCGUGCCGAGCCAGGCCCGCCGGCCAAUGCACGUGCGACCGCGCGUCCACCGAGAACGCGUCCGUCUGCGGCGCAACCUGCGCUUGCGGCUCAAGACCUGCUGAUGCGUGCACCUGUGAGAAGGCUGCCGAUGGCGGUUUCAACCCUGCUCUAGAGACCGACUUUACAACCCGAAAGUAA
Molecule: messenger RNA, 333 nt
Organism: Ustilaginoidea virens
Lineage: Eukaryota; Fungi; Ascomycota; Sordariomycetes; Hypocreales; Clavicipitaceae
Exons: 3
Coding region: 1-333 (110 amino acids)
Source: RefSeq, a predicted model, not a curated record